Chenopodium quinoa (quinoa) is the source of this 1409-nucleotide messenger RNA. Its product is annotated as transcription factor bHLH137-like. The record is from RefSeq and is a predicted model, not a curated record. Gene Ontology annotation, cellular component: nucleus. Gene Ontology annotation, biological process: regulation of DNA-templated transcription. NCBI's taxonomy places the organism in Eukaryota, Viridiplantae, Streptophyta, Magnoliopsida, Caryophyllales, Amaranthaceae. Gene Ontology annotation, molecular function: DNA-binding transcription factor activity; protein dimerization activity. The transcript is spliced from 8 exons. The coding region runs from base 280 to 1299 and encodes 339 amino acids.
UAAAAUAAUAAUUAAUUAAUUAAAAAUAAAAUAAAAUUCCAAGCAAUAAAACCAACAAUAACGAUGCUAUUGUUUUUUUCCUCUGUUUCAGACUUUAUAUAUACCUCUCUACCAUUCCUUUACUCAGAACCUCAGACUCAGAAACACACUCACUUUUCUCUCUCCUCCAUUUUUUUUUUCAGAGAAUCCAAUUCAAAUCCUGUGCUAUAAUUUUCACAAAGACUUCAAUCUCCAUUAUAAUUAAUACCCAUCAAAAAGCUUUUACUUUACUUAGCUUCCAUGGCAGCUUUUCAGCAAUACCCUGCUUCGUUUUUAGUUGACUCUGUUUUCAUGCCCGCCAUUAAAACUCCUGAAAUUGGAGCUUUCGAUGAAUUUAUUGCUAAAUCCAAUCAAUUUUACGCAUCAUCUGAAAAAUCCCAGGACCCUUUUACCAUUUAUAGUCAAGAGGGUUCUUCCAUUGAUAAUGAACCUUCUUCUGUGAGUGAAAAACAGAGGACUGAGAGUUUAUCAAUGGCGGAUAAAGGUGAUAGUAGUGAUCAAAUGACUCAAAGUUCGGUUCCUGUUGAUAAAAAGAGGAAGUCUCGAAAAGGGUCUUCCUCAAAUUCUGCUAAUUCUAAGGAUGUUAAACAAGCAAAGUGUAAGAAACAGAAGGAAGAUAAAGAAGCAAUGAAAGAUAAAAGUGAUGAACCACCAAAGGGUUACAUUCAUGUUAGAGCAAGGAGGGGUCAAGCCACUGAUAGCCACAGCCUUGCUGAAAGGGUGAGGAGAGAAAAAAUCAGUGAGAGAAUGAAGAUGUUGCAAGCAAUUGUUCCAGGUUGUGACAAGGUCACCGGAAAGGCCCUCAUGUUGGAUGAGAUUAUCAAUUAUGUCCAAUCCUUACAAAGUCAAGUCGAGUUUUUGUCAAUGAAGCUUGCUUCUUUGGACCCCAUGGUAUAUAAUUUUGGAUUAAUGGAUCAUGAUCCUAUGAUGUUUGGAACACAGGCCAUGACCAAUGGCAUGACAUUGCCAAUGCAACCACUAAUGCAACCCACCAGCAACGGUGGUAGUAGCAUCGAUCAACCACAAGCUUUCGCCACCACCAACGCCGUGAGCUGCUCCACCACGAGCUCGGCCUCAACUCCCACCUUUACUAGCCCUGUUGUUGAUAGCUCAACCAGUUUAAUACAACAACAGGAGCAGAAGCCAACUUUGCUUCCUUUACAGGAUGCCGGGAGUUUAUACUGGGGAUUAAAUGAGCAGCAACGACAAAGCAUCAUUAAUCAACUUGGAUUCACCAACAACUUGUAUUCAUUUCAGUAGAAUAUCAUCAUUUUUACUAGAAAUCUCUUUUAUUAGAAAACUAAUGCAAAGAUUAUAUGAAGAAAGAGGUGCCAACAAAGCAAGGGAAUUGAAGAGACAUUAUGUUCAAA